GUCGCAGACAUACAUUACAUGUGUAACAUCUAUAACUAAUAUCUACAUCAUCUACGUACUAGACGUAGUAACCAGCGAAUUGAACAUUGUACACCAAUACAUCAAUAUUUCAUCAAAUUCAUUCUUGUCUUUGAGCUGCUCGCUAUAUUGCACUUUUUGUUUCCUCUCAUUCUAAUUAGCAUAUGCAAGCACAACUGCUGCACAUUUACCACCUACCUACCUGCCUAUUCAACAUCACUGGCAAGACGGCCAUCCAUUCAUAGUACUUACAACUGAUUUCUAGAUCAAAGGAAGCCUUUCAAGAAUGGAGGCUCCUAAGCAAACACAACCAAAUGCCGCCAGCUUUCCCGUCCUGGAGAUAUGGGACCCUUCGAAGAGUCCAUGCAUGUUUAUCAAGCCUGUAAAGCAGAUUAAUGAAGGGCCCGACGUUGCCAAGUUUCUGACUUCAAAGGCAUAUCGCGAUAUUGGAAUCUUCGUUAUGCAGUUGAACCGCGCCAUGUGUCCUCGAAAGAUUAAAGAUGAUGACGGCAAGGACAAGAUUCAGACUUUCCAGCUCGGCUCUGAAUAUGAGACUCAGCCAGUCCUCUCUGUGCGAAUACUUCAAACGCUAUUAGCUACAAUCGAGUCCUACAUUGAUGAGGCCCCGCCUGAUCAAGGCCCGAGACGCUUUGGAAAUAUCAGUUUCCGGAAAUGGUACCAGUUGCUAGAGGAUAGGAUUAAAGAACUUCUCGAGAAGUUCCUACCUGACUCCGUGCUAAAUUUUGGUCCGAGGUACGAAAGGAAGCCGCGUGCUAUGGACGAGAUCAAGUCAUAUCUGCUUGGUGGGUUUGGAAGUGCACAGAGACUCGAUUACGGAACAGGCCAUGAGUUAAGCUUCCUAGCCUUUCUUGGAUCCCUAUGGAAACUCGGAUAUUUCAAGGAUGGCAAGCCAGGUGGCGACAUUGAGCGCAGCAUCAUACUUGGUGUCUUCGAGCCCUACCUUCGGGUGGUAAGGCGCCUGAUCUUGACCUACACAUUGGAACCGGCCGGAUCCCACGGAGUUUGGGGUCUAGACGAUCACUCUUUCCAACCAUAUAUCUACGGAUCAGCGCAACUGACUCGUCCCAUAUCGGACUCGGAGCCCAUGCCACUUGAAGGCUCAUUGCCUCGAGCACCCAAACCUGCACAAGUUGUCAAGCCCGAAUACGUUGAACAGGAGAGGAAGAGAAAUAUGUACUUUUCGGCUAUUGGAUUUAUCAAUGAUGUUAAGAAGGGCCCGUUUUGGGAGCACAGUCCUAUUCUAUUUGAUAUCUCUGGCAUCAAAGACGGCUGGGGUAAGAUCAACAAGGGAAUGAUCAAGAUGUACAACGCAGAAGUUCUUUCCAAAUUUCCAGUAGUACAGCAUUUCUACUUUGGGUCAUUGUUCUCUUGGGAACAAGAUCCAGAUGCCACAAUACCGCAACAAACGAUUCACAUGUCAAACCAACCUAAUACUAGUACAUCGAUGCCGCCGCCGCCAUCUUCGUCUACGGCUACUGGACCCGGUACCGCUGCUCCAUGGGCUCAAGCAACGAGUAUGACAGGCCCCUCUGGUCCCGGCAUUCCUUACUCCCGGGCUCCCGGACAUCCCGUUACACUCCCUUCCCAUGCCCGAUCCGGUGGAGCCGGCGGCCAAGGUCCGACCACCAGAGCACCUUGGUAAAGCACAAUGAUAAACAAACGGGGUAAACGGACAAUUUGACCUACUAUCAUCAUACGGCACAAUAGCGCCGUACUCACAAGGCUCAAAGAAGACAGGUGCUAUGAUCCACUAGCAUGUUAGAGGCAAAUGCACACUCAGGCUACUGAAACCUCGCGAUGCCCGCUCGAGCACACGUUAAGUGCUUCAUCGAAAUCGCCAGAGAAUAGCGCUAGCCAAGACAAUAGUGUAGGACAUGUGCACAUUCAUCCACAUAUCUAGUCAGCUGCAUGUCCAGCAGACACUAUACCCCAGGGUCGAUGAAUGGAAUCCGAAGCUCUCCGCGCGUCGGGGCGCGACACGUUGAGAAGGAUCGAUGGGGGCUCGCCUCUUUUAAGGCCGACGAAUAGUACAUAGAUGGGUACUAGGCUGAAACGAAUAGAUAUCUCUAAUGCAUAUCUAUCUAUAUAGCUACAAAAAAGUCUAAGAUAGGUAUCUAUC
Hypoxylon fragiforme is the source of this 2158-nucleotide messenger RNA. Its product is annotated as Phosphotyrosyl phosphatase activator. Lineage: Eukaryota; Fungi; Ascomycota; Sordariomycetes; Xylariales; Hypoxylaceae. The coding region runs from base 305 to 1681 and encodes 458 amino acids. Gene Ontology annotation, cellular component: nucleus; cytoplasm; protein phosphatase type 2A complex. Gene Ontology annotation, molecular function: peptidyl-prolyl cis-trans isomerase activity; protein tyrosine phosphatase activator activity. The record is from RefSeq and is a predicted model, not a curated record. Gene Ontology annotation, biological process: mitotic spindle organization. The transcript has 2 exons.